Molecule: messenger RNA, 800 nt
Organism: Carya illinoinensis
Lineage: Eukaryota; Viridiplantae; Streptophyta; Magnoliopsida; Fagales; Juglandaceae
Product: GTP-binding protein SAR1B
Exons: 3
Coding region: 119-700 (193 amino acids)
Biological process (GO): endoplasmic reticulum to Golgi vesicle-mediated transport; intracellular protein transport; vesicle organization
Cellular component (GO): endoplasmic reticulum exit site; COPII vesicle coat
Molecular function (GO): GTP binding; GTPase activity
Source: RefSeq, a predicted model, not a curated record
UUCAUUCCCACACAGAGCCACUCCUCUCUCUCUCUCUCUCUCUCUCUCUCUGUGGUUUCGAUCCGGUGGCAGUCGAGGUAAAUAUUGGGUGGGUUCGGAGUAUCAUCUUCGUAAAGCCAUGUUUUUGUUCGAUUGGUUCUACGGAGUUCUAGCGUCGCUGGGGCUGUGGCAAAAGGAGGCCAAGAUCUUGUUCUUGGGUCUUGAUAAUGCCGGCAAAACGACGUUGCUUCAUAUGCUCAAAGAUGAGAGAUUAGUUCAACACCAGCCAACACAGUAUCCGACGUCAGAGGAAUUGAGUAUUGGGAAAAUCAAAUUCAAGGCUUUUGAUUUGGGAGGACACCAGAUAGCUCGUAGAGUUUGGAAAGAUUACUAUGCCAAGGUGGAUGCAGUUGUCUACUUAGUGGAUGCUUAUGACAAGGAGAGAUUUGCCGAGUCGAAAAAAGAGCUGGAUGCUCUCCUCUCUGAUGAGGCCUUGGCAAAUGUUCCAUUCCUUAUCCUUGGCAAUAAGAUUGAUAUACCAUAUGCUGCCUCAGAGGAGGAAUUGCGUUUCCACCUGGGCCUAACCAACUUCACCACAGGUAAGGGUAAGGUUAGCCUGGCAGACUCGAAUGUCCGCCCUCUUGAGGUUUUCAUGUGUAGUAUUGUUAGGAAAAUGGGUUACGGAGAUGGUUUCAAAUGGCUUUCCCAGUACAUUAAGUAGUAGUCCUUACAAGUGAAGAUUUGUCAUCUUAUUUCUAUAUGUUGUUUCCUAUAAAAUGGAGCUGGACUUCUUGUCAGUUAAAAAAUUACUGUUGGAGAUA